Molecule: messenger RNA, 2043 nt
Organism: Gaeumannomyces tritici R3-111a-1
Lineage: Eukaryota; Fungi; Ascomycota; Sordariomycetes; Magnaporthales; Magnaporthaceae
Product: peroxin 26
Exons: 2
Coding region: 449-1873 (474 amino acids)
Source: RefSeq, a predicted model, not a curated record
CAAAAGACCGACUCGCUCCAGCCAUGUGGCCUGGCAUUUUUCUGCUCUCCCCACACAACCUAGCCGGGAAACCCAGCCUAGAAUCGGGCGACGCGAUGCACGCCUCAACCACCAGCUGCUCGCGCUCGUUGAAUUGCUGAGCUCAAUGACAACCGACAACCUCGCACACGCCAUUCUGCUCCCUACAGUGCCGACACAUGCUUGUUUAAUCUGUUCAGCCCGUGGGAGCACGACAGGGAGUGUUUUUGCUGGAUUUGUUUAGUUACCAAACACCAGCCAUCAUCGAGUACGCGCCUGUACACGAACUCUCACUUGUCAUCACUGCCUAACAAACAAAGCAUUACCGAUUCGGCCACGCCAACCGCAGGCGACACAGGCCGCCACGACGGGCCUCGAAAAAACAUCGACGACGCAGGCCGCGUCCAGCUCCGUCACGCAAGCCACCACAAUGGCCUUCCCUGGGUCACCCACCGCUACUCUCAGCCCGACGGCUUCCGAGGCCUUCAACUUCAGGUCCUCCAUCUCGUCCUUCGCAUCGUCCAACUCGUCGCGCCACUCGACCUCGAGCGUCUCAAAGUCGUACCGCCAGGCAUCGACCCUCUUCCUGACCCGACGACUGCCCGAGGCCCUGUCGACCGUCCUGCCACUUGUCACGCCGACCCCCGUGCCCGGCGAGGAUGAUGCCGUGGAGCCUGCCCCGGUCGCGAAAGCCUCACGGACGACUAGAGUGAAGGUGUGGAGCUUGUAUCUCACCACCCUGAACGCAAUUGUUGAGCUGCACCCAGAGGAGGGCAAGGCCAGCUUCGGCACUCAGGAGUGGAGGGCAAUCUGCACAAAGGUGCGCGAUGGCGCCAUCUGGGAGGAGGUGGUCAGGAAUGGAUACCACGGCGUCGAGGGCGACGUGGACUCGGACGUUGUAAUCAACUUGGCCACCCUCCUUCUCGCUCACGCCACAAACCAGAGCCUGAACCAGAAGAAGCUCGAGAGCUACCUCGCGUCGUCCAACGCGCCCAACCUCGACCUCUCGAGCAGGUUCGGCGGCACCCCGGCCGCCCCGUCGACGCCGCGGCGCAGGCACCGCUCGCCCAUCAAGAACUCGUCGGCCAGCGGCGCCGACACGCCGCGCGACCUCAACGCGCGCGUCAAGAUCCUGGAGCUCUACACGCUGCACGUGCUGAUCCGCAACAACGAGUGGGACUACGCGCGCGAGUUCAUCAGCGUCAGCUCGGUGCUGGACGAGGAGCGCCGCGAGGCCUUCCUCCAGGCCCUCUCGAGCCUGCAGGAGGAGCAGCAGGAGCAGGAGCGCCAGGAGCGCGCCGAGCGCGAGCGCCAGGAGGAGCGCCUGCGCGAGGACCUGCACGAGGCCCGCCGCCUGCGCGCCGAGAACGAGGAGCACGAGAGGCGUCGGCGGCUCGAGCAGCAGCACGACGACCGCCUCCGCAGGGAGGGCGGCAGCAGCGAGGUCGACUACGGCAUCGAGUCCACCCCGCGCGCCGCCGUGGCCAAGCAUCGUCACACGCCCAGCAGUGGCGGCGGAGGAGGAGGAGCGGGAGGGGUGAGGCGCAAGUCCUCGGCGCACGCGCACGCGUCAAAGACGCACGACAAGGCAAAGGCGAAGGCGACGGCUCCCCUCUCGGUAGGGGCCCGCGCCGCAAUCAUAAUAUCUAAUAUCCGAAGGCUGGUCGUCGAGGGCAUGACCUCGUCAAUACAGUCCAACCCCACGGUGGUGCUGCGCAUGCUGGCCUUCAUAGUCGGGCUCCUCGCCAUGCUCAGCAACCAGAGGAUCAGGGAACGGGUGUCGCGCAUCCUGAGGACCUCGUGGGACAAGGUCAAGACCACGGCCCGCAUGGGCGCCACGGCCACGUAUCUUUGAGCGUUCCAGUCUCUUCCUUCUCUUCACGCUUUUCUUAUGGCCUCUUGUCUCAAUAGUCUCCUUUCCAUACCUGUUUAUUUCACGAGAAUGACACGCGCACCUUGAGUUACGAAGGCAUAUCAUGACAUGCAUGCGACCGGCAGAGUUUUAUGUUACACGCCACAAUGCAC